Pyrenophora tritici-repentis Pt-1C-BFP is the source of this 1837-nucleotide messenger RNA. RefSeq lists its product as uncharacterized. Gene Ontology annotation, cellular component: plasma membrane. NCBI's taxonomy places the organism in Eukaryota, Fungi, Ascomycota, Dothideomycetes, Pleosporales, Pleosporaceae. Gene Ontology annotation, biological process: fungal-type cell wall organization; fungal-type cell wall (1->3)-beta-D-glucan biosynthetic process. Gene Ontology annotation, molecular function: 1,3-beta-glucanosyltransferase activity. The record is from RefSeq and is a predicted model, not a curated record.
AUGCGCGGAAUCAUUGCUGCUGCGGCCCUGCUCGCGGGCGCGCAGGCCGCCAUUGACCCUAUUGUCAUCAAGGGCUCCAAGUUCUUCCACAAGAACAGUGGUGAACAAUUUUUCAUGAAGGGUGUUGCAUACCAACAAGAAGUCAACUCCAACUCGACAGCAUCAUCCACAGAUGGCAUUGACAUCACCGACCCCCUUGCCGACAGUGCGGCUUGCAAGCGUGACAUUGAGCAGCUCAAGAAGCUCCAAACCAACACAAUUCGUGUGUACGCCAUCGACCCGACCAAGGACCACAAGGACUGCAUGUCGCAACUCGCAGACGCCGGCAUCUACGUCGUAUCCGACUUGUCCGAGCCUGGACUGUCCAUUAACCGUGAUGACCCUGGCUGGACUGUCGAGCUGUACAAACGUUACACUAGCGUCGUUGACGAGAUGAUGAAGUACGACAACACGCUCGGCUUCUUCGCUGGUAACGAGGUUAGCAACCAGCCCAACAACACCAUCGCCAGCGCCUUUGUCAAGGCGGCUGUCCGUGAUACCAAGGCCUACAUCAAGAGCAAGAACUACCGUGAGAUCGGUGUCGGAUACGCGACCAACGACGAUGCCGCGAUUCGCGAGAACAUGGCCAACUACUUCGACUGUGGUGACUCCUCUACCUCUAUUGACUUCUGGGGAUACAACAUCUACUCUUGGUGCGGUGACUCGUCCUUCACCAAGUCCGGAUUCGACGUUCAGACCAAGAACUUUGAAAAGUACAAUGUCCCCGUCUUCUUCGCCGAAUACGGUUGCAACACUCCUCGCCCUCGUAAGUUCACAGAGGUUGGCGCGCUCUACGGUAACCAAAUGACUGGUGUCUGGUCUGGUGGUAUCGUCUACAUGUACUUUGAGGAAGCGAACCAGUUCGGUCUCGCUACCGUUUCCAACGGCAAGGUCAAGACCAACGAGGACUUUGACAACCUGUCCAAGCAAAUCGCCAAGGCCACUCCCGUCGGUGUCAAGAUGGCAGACUACAACCCCACCAACACCGCGGCUGCCAGCUGCCCCUCGCCCACCCCUGGAAAGUGGGAAGCUGUUUCCGACCCUCUGCCCCCUGUCGCCAACUCCAACCUUUGCUCUUGCAUGAGGGAAACUCUUAGCUGCGAGAUCUCUGAAGACGUCAAGGAGUCCGAGUAUGGCGACAUUUUCGGAUUCAUCUGCGGCCUCAAGGAUGGCAAGUACUGCGCCGGUAUUAACAAGAACGCCACUACUGGCCCUUACGGUGUCUACGGCAUGUGCCCCAGCAGGGACCAGCUCUCAUUCGCUGCCAACGCAUAUGCUAAGGCUGUCCCCAACGGUUGCAACUUCAAGGGCAAAGCUACCACCAAGGCUGCUGCCGCCACUCCUACUGGUUCCAACUGCGCCUCGCUCCUCAAGGAUGCCGGUGUUGACGGCACCGGUAAAGUCGCUUCUGCUGCUGCCGGUCCUACUGGUGCCGGCGGCGCAUCUGCAUCUGGUUCUGCUGGCGCUGCUGCUGGCCUAUCCGCUCCUCACUUCACUGCCGGCGGUUUCGGCUUCGGCAUGUACAUUGUCGGCGCCGUUGCUUCGGGCAUGGCUAUGAUCUUUUUGUAGACGUCCAAUACGAGGUUGAUGUAGAUGUGGUUGUCGGGUUUGACAUUUAUCUGCUGCAUAGUUUGCGUGGGUUGCGCUUAUUCCCAUUUGUUGUUUGGCUACAUAACGGCCUUUGUCGCGAAGAGCACAUUAGUGUCUUUGAUUAGGUGACAAUUUAAUCUUCUGUGCUAUAUUGACUACUCGCAAGGAGAUUACUAGAUUGAAUGGGAUUCCAAUGUUUUGUCCAUGA